UGACAAUGAGAAUCCAGUGAUUUCAGACAGAACUUGAUUGAAGUUUUAUUUUUUACAGAUCUGUGGAUCACAUCCCGCAUUCGUCCCUUGAGCUUCAAAGAGCAGUUAUCCGAAGAAUGACCAACUGUUUUUCUCAGUUUCUCUAAUAAUAAACAGAUGUGAGACUAUAACAAACUCCCCCUAUCAUUUACUCUAUUUCCUCAAGUAUUUUUCUUCACCGUGGGCAGAAUUUGCCUCAGCACUACGAGUCAAAGAGCCAACGAGCAAACGAACCAACGAGCCAACGAGCCAACGAGUCAACGAGUCAAUGAGCCGGCGAGUCAAAGAGCCAACGAAUCAACGAGCCAGCGAAUCAACGAGUCUACGAACCAACGAAUCGAAGAGCCAACGAACCAACGAGCCAGCGAGUCAACGAGUCAAUGAGCCGACGAGUCAAAGAGCCAACGAGCAAACGAACCAACGAGCCAGCGAGUCAACGAGUCAACGAGCCAACGAGUCAACGAGUCUACGGGUCAACGAGUCAACGAGCCGACGAGUCAAAGAGCCAACGAGCCAGCGAGUCAACGAGUCUACGAACCAACGAAUCGAAGAGCCAACGAUCCAACGAGCCAGCGAGUCAACGAGUCAACGAGCCAACGAGUCAAAGAGCCAACGAGCCAACAAGCCAACAAGCCAAAGUGUCAACGAGCCAACCAGUGAACGAGUCAACGAGCCAACGUAUCAAAGAGUCACUCAUCAGUUUUACUGUGAUGUCGCUAUUUGCAGAAUAGUCUUUUGCUUGUACGCGAUACAUGUUUGCUCUUAGAUGAACUGCUUGAUAAGAUUCGAACCGUUAGUCACUUGAUUCAUAAUAAGUUUUAUAAUUAUUCUUAUAAUUGCUGGCUUGGCUCUGUGGUAAGACGUUUGCUUCUCAACCUGAUGG
Molecule: messenger RNA, 922 nt
Organism: Octopus sinensis (East Asian common octopus)
Lineage: Eukaryota; Metazoa; Mollusca; Cephalopoda; Octopoda; Octopodidae
Product: proteoglycan 4-like
Exons: 2
Coding region: 308-805 (165 amino acids)
Source: RefSeq, a predicted model, not a curated record